GACAGUCAACUUUUGGUGUAGAAUAAGAAACGGUGACAUUUCCGGUGGUUAAUAUAAAACUGUCUUGUUUAAAUUCACCCUGAGAGUUUCUGGGGUCUUCAUGGAGGAAUCAAAUGUUUCCGUAUCCAGCGUACCUACGGAGGAUAUUACAAGACACAAGUUGGAUUCUAACGCCCAGGCUUCUGUGUUCGUCAGCUGACCACGAUGUUGUUCGAAAACACAGUAAGAAGAAACAAGCCUCUAGCCCACAGGUAAUCAGAACAAGUAAAAAAGAGCGAUCCCCAUGCCAGCUCAUUUUGGAGCAUUUUGACCAUCAGUACAGCGAAGAGCUCGGGGACUUGUGGCCAUCUGUGAGAUCUGUGCUGCUCGACCCUCCCUCUUGGCAGUACGGGAUUUUGCUCAACCGCUUUACCGUCGCGACAGACGUCAAGCGUGUCCUCUUGUCAAAAGGCUUUUCCACUCUACUGCCUCAGAAAGAAGCCCUGACAUUGCCUGGUGCGUUGCGCACCGUGUUCGAUGCCGACUGCCAAACAUCCAAAGGGUCUCUCUCCAAGUGUCCAAGCGAUAACUCGCAUCUCCGACUUGACAACGGUUCUCCAGCUCCCAUUCAGCAGGCUCAAUCAGAAGCUCGCUCGGGUCCGCCCCCCUCGCCACUGCAGUGUUACGUCCACCCCUUUCCGCUGCGUUUCCCAUCGCAGGCUCACAGGGCCGGCCAGCUGAAGCAGUACUACCUCCUCAACGCCGCUUCCUUGCUCCCGGUGCUCGCUCUGCAGGUCCAAGAUGGAGAGAAGGUUUUGGAUCUUUGCGCUGCUCCCGGGGGCAAAGCUUUUGCUAUAAUGCAGUGCGCUACCCCAGCCUUCCUUUGCUGCAAUGAACCCGAUCGUCAUAGACGCGACCGGCUGACUAAAACCUUGGAGUCUUUCCUGCCGCGCUCGGUGAGCAGCCGGGUGGUUGUCUCGGCCCAAGAUGGACGGUCCUUUGGGCAAAGUGAGGCGGGGAUGUAUGACAAAGUCCUGGUUGACGCUCCUUGCUCCAAUGACAGGAGCUGGCUGUUCUCGUCUGCUGGCCAGCAGGUGGAACGGAGGUUAAAAGCGAGAGGCAGCCUGCCGCGGAUCCAGGUUCAACUUCUACGCUCUGCGCUGUCGGCGGUGCGUCCGGGGGGCAUCGUGGUCUAUUCAACAUGCACCAUGUCCAGCUGGGAGAACUUUAACGUGGUUGAGGCCGUGCUCAAAGACUGCCCCGAAGCUGAACCCGAGGACCUCUGGGAGGAGAUUGCUCUUCCCUUAUCGAGCUACUUCACAUUUAGCCCCGCUCACCGUGGACUGGUACCUAACACUCGAUCCGUGUCCUCAUAUGACCGCCGUCUGGGCAUGCUAGUGGUUCCCCAGCCUUGUAAAACCUGGGGGCCGAUGUUUUUGGCUCGGCUUAGGAAGAGGAAAUAAUGUGUCUUUUGCAGAGAGAGGGCCUUAUCUGAUGACAUUCAUUCAUUCAUUCAUCUUCCUAACCGCUUGAUCCUCACUAGGGUCGCGGGGGGUGCUGGAGCCUAUCCCAGCUGUCUCCGGGCAGUAGGCGGGGGACACCCUGAAUCGGUUGCCAGCCAAUCGCAGGGCACACAGAAACAAACAACCAUCCACGCCCACACUCACACCUAGGGACAAUUUAGAGUGUUCAAUCAGCCUGCCAUGCAUAUUUUUGGAAUGUGGGAGGAAACCGGAGCACCCGGAGAAAACCCACGCAGGCCCGGGGAGAACAUGCAAACUCCACACAGGGAGGCCAGAGCUGGUAUCGAACCCGGUACCUCUGCACUGUGAAGCCGACGUGCUAACCACUGGACUACCGGACCGCCCUGAUGACAUUAUUUUUAUUAUUUUUUUGCCUGCUUUUCGAAAAGCAAAACACUGACAUCCGACUUGUAAUUCGAAAGUUCACUCAUUGACCUUUAACAGAGUUCCAAUCCCCCCCCCCUCCCCACACACAUUGCAGUGCAUCAAAAUUUGACGGGAAAUCACUCAUAUCGGGACGCUGUUGCAAGUAUUCCCUCGACUCUCAAUUACAGGUGAGCCUCAAUUGCAGUUUCUUUUUGUUCACGGCUCAUUUAACUAAAUUUAGGUGAUCAUUCUUGGGGGGGGGUGAGCCCUCAGGCAGCAAACUGAGGUCCACUUUUACCCAAAUAAAGUGGAAACGGUACUUUGGCAAAUAUGUGAAGCUGUUCGUGUUUUUUUUUUUUUCUCUCAACAUGUCCUUUCAUUCUAAGGAGGAAAUGUAAGAGCGGUAAUCAUGUCAUGAAAUUAAAGCUCCCCUGCGCUGUCCUACACGAAAUUAGCGGCACUUUUUAAGUACCACUACAUCAAAUUAUACACCCUUCAACAAGUCAUCAAGUUCUAUCAUCCCCCAGAAGCUCAUUACCUGAAUGCUGUCAUGCCAGAGCGGUCAGUACAACUCUUUAGCCGGAUGAAAAUGCUCAGACCUUAAAUGUCCUUGAAUGCGGCCGUACAACCGCCGGCGUUUUUAUCUUCUCAACACUAAAGUGGCGCCGAGCAGCGUGGACGAGGCCAAGCGGUCCCACUUUGGAUACGCGACCAAUACGACGUGUUGAUGGAUGCGCACCCCCCCUGCGUGUGGUUGAGUCACGCCGUUCAGAUUUCACGCACGAUAGCCCAGAGGGAUUGAGAAUGAGUUUGGGAAAACGUGGCGGUUAUCUGGAAUCCCCAAUCUGAGCAGCCGAGCAUGGCUGGCAUACCCCCCCCCCCCCCCCCCACCACCACGAUCCCC
Molecule: messenger RNA, 2772 nt
Organism: Hippocampus zosterae (dwarf seahorse)
Lineage: Eukaryota; Metazoa; Chordata; Actinopteri; Syngnathiformes; Syngnathidae
Gene: nsun3
Product: NOP2/Sun RNA methyltransferase 3
Exons: 6
Coding region: 114-1442 (442 amino acids)
Biological process (GO): rRNA methylation
Cellular component (GO): mitochondrial large ribosomal subunit
Molecular function (GO): methyltransferase activity
Source: RefSeq, a predicted model, not a curated record